AUGAUUUCAAGUAUAGACGCCAUUGGCCGAAAUAGAAUUAGAGUCAAAUGCAAAGAUUAUAAAACUGCUAAUAACCUCAUUAAAAACAAAACUCUAGAAAUAUUUCGUUUAAAUAAUUUAGAUUUGUAUAUUCCAAAAUUUAUUUUACACAGACAAGGAGUUAUUAGGGAUAUAGACGCAGAUUUAUCGGAAGAGUAUAUUAAAAAUAGAAUUAAACAGUAUGAUAGUCAUUGCAUAUUUGAAAUUGCAAAUGUUAAAAGAAUUACGCGUAAAGUAGAAAAAAAUGUUAAUGAGGAAAAAAUUGUCGAAUAUGUCCCUACUAAGUCUUGUAUUGUGACCUUUAAAUCGCAAACUUUACCAAAAUAUAUAGUAAUCAAUAAGGUUAUUAAAGAAGUUGAAAUAUAUAAACAGAAAGUUUUGUUAUGCUUUAACUGUCUUAGAUACGGCCACUUGGGAAAUCAAUGUAGGAGUCAGCCAAGAUGUAACAGAUGCCAAGAAACGCAUAAUUCAAAAGAUUGUACAAAAGUUGAUUUCGAACACGAUAUUUCAAUAGAACGCCCGGGAUGGACGUUUCUGCUGAUAUUGGCAGGAACUGCAACAACCAUAGGACUGUCAUUACCAGUAGGCUACAAUAUUGGCGUUUUAAAUACUCCUGCAAUGGAUAUUUCAAUAGAACGCCCGGGAUGGACGUUUCUGCUGAUAUUGGCAGGAACUGCAACAACCAUAGGACUGUCAUUACCAGUAGGCUACAAUAUUGGCGUUGUAAAUACCCCUGCACAGGUAAUCAAAGAGUUUUGUCGAAAUAUUAUUACAGAGAAAUUUGGAAAUACGCCGAGUAUAAUCCAACUUGAAUUAAUAUGGUCGUCGAUAGUAUCCAUAUUUUUGGUUGGAGCGGCAAUUGGAUCAUUGGGAGGUUCGGUAUUGGCUGACAAGAUAGGUCGGAAAGGUGUUUUAGCAGUUUGUUCUGGAUUAGCCGCUCUUUCUGCAGUACUGUUUUUUAUAAGUCGACCAGUAAUGUCGAUAGAAUUAUUGUUCAUCGGAAGAUUAUUGGUUGGAUUUUCUUCAGGCCUCACAACUACUGUUGUUCCUAUGUAUUUAACUGAGUUAGCCCCUAUUCACUUGAGGGGAUCUACGGGUGUACUUUGCCCCCUGGGAGUGACUAUAGGUGUACUGCUGGGUCAGAUUAUGUCCAUGCAUGAUAUAUUAGGUAAUUCCGAUUAUUGGCCUCAUUGUUUGGCUGCAUAUGUAAUUCCUGUGAUUAUCUGCGCCUUUGCACUGCCACUAUUGCCUGAAAGCCCGAAGUAUUUGUUUGUAAUAAAAAAAGAUCAACACAAAGCCUUCCAACAAUUAAAUCGACUUAGGAAUUCAAAGCAAGCUGCAGUAAAUUUAGAAAUAUUGAAACUAAAAAAAGAACAACAAGACAACGAAAAAAAUACCAGGGUUGGUUGGAGUAUUGGAAAAGUUUUAGUAGAUCGUUCGUUGUUGUUACCUCUACUCUUGGUUUGUUCUCUUCAAGCUGGACAGCAAUUAAGUGGAAUCAAUGCGGUAUUUUACUACUCCACCGCGAUAUUCAAAGCAGCAGGAUUGUCCGAUAGAGCAAGUGAACUCGGUACCAUUGGUUCUGGUUUAUGCAAUAAUUUCAUGGCAAUUUUGUCGGAUUCCUAUGCAUGGGUGCCUUACUUAAGCAUAAUAGGUGUACAAGGAUAUAUCCUAUGUUACGGAUUCGGUUUAGGACCAAUUCCAUACUUCAUAGGUUCAGAAUUAUUCGAAGUUGGUCCGAGAUCAAGUGCUAUGGCGUUGGGAAGUAUGUUUAGUUGGGGCGCUAAUUUAAUAGUAAGUCUUACAUUUCCCUUAAUGCAGAUGUAUCUUGGAACGGCAUCGUUUUUCAUUUUCGCGCUAGUUGCUUUUGGAUUAUUCGUCUUCACUAGAUUCUACCUUCCCGAAACGAGAGGUAAAGACAUAACAGAAGUCGUUGAGUUAUGCAACAAAGGUCUAUCAUCUAAACCGCUGCGAAGAAAUGUUCCUGAAAACCAAAGAAUAAAUACAAGUGAGAACGUUGGAUAUGUGUUACAAAAGUCAUACACUUCUAGAUUAACUCUAACUACUAAGUGUACUUAAUAUUCAAGCUUCCAUUUUUUACAUAGAAAAAGAAAGUUCGGCUUAAUACUGAAAGAUAAUAGGAGAUAAAAUGUUUGUGUAUAUGGAGGAUUUUAUGGAGACGAAUUUACACUGUUAUAAAUGUACAUACUUGAUGAAAAUGCAAUUUACAUAUAAAAGCAUUGUUCUUUAAGUAGAUAUGUUAAAUAGUUAAAUCUUUUGAAUUUUUCUUUAUUUCUAUAUUGUUACGACUUUUAAUCAUAGUUAGGCAAAUAUUUAUUUUUUCUAAACACAUUAUCUAAGCUUUUAAACAAAUAAAAACAUCAGCUGAACCAUCUGCACUAUGGACAAUAUAGAAAACAGAAUAAAUUUUGAUAAAAAAUUUCAAUAAGCACAAACAUCGUAGAAAAUGCAAAAAAUAUGUGAUAUAAUCAAAAUACAAAUGAAAAUGAACACUGCACAAAAUAAAAUCGUGACUUACCAAGUGGGACAUAUUAAACGGACGAUGGCUGAAACAUCAAACAACCAGAAGUAUUAAAUAAAUGUUUAGCCCUCUCCUCUCUCUUUUCCUCUCUCUCUAUUUUACCUUUUUCUCUCUCUUUUUGUUUAUAUAUAUAUAUUAUAUAUAUAUAUAUAUAUAUAUAUAGAUACAUUGCUACGAUAUUUUGUUUGUGCAUUGUUUUAUAAGCAAUGAGUAUUUUUAAAUAAAAUAACAUAUAUAUAUAUAUAUAUAUAUAUAUAUAUAUAUAAUAUAUAUAUAUAUAUAUAUAUAUAUAUAUAGGGUUUUUGUCGCGGUUCUCAAGAAAUUAGUUUUUAAGUACUUUUGAAAUUAUUUUUAUUAUAAUUAUUAUGAAACACACAUAUAUAUCUAAUACAGACAAUAUCAAUUUAAAACAACCUAUCUUUAAAUUGAAAUUCUUAUUACAAUAAUUAAAUUAUAUUAAUUUAGGCUUCUCAGAUCAGAAUGUAAACUUAUAUAUAAAUUAAGCAUCUUAAAUUAAUAAAUAAAACUAUUUUAAUCCGUAAUUAUUAUUUCAAAUGUCCACUUUCUGUUCCAUAUCACUCUUAUUCACAAAAGUUCAAAAAAUCAAACUUACUUCAGUGUAUCUUUGGUUGCCUAUAUAGAUGGCAUACACAUAUGUAUUUAUAAUAUCAUAAUUAUUAAAAUAACCAAAUACAUUGCAAAAUAAAAACUUUUUAAACAAAUUAAGGUUAAAUUCCGAAAGUGGCUGCAGACUGCAGACCGCAAACCGCAGACUGCAGCGACAGUGUCGUCUGCGGUCAGACCAAUUCCGAGCAGAACUGCACUGCAUCUACAAAACAGCGACAACAGCAUUACACGAUGGGAAUUUAUAAUAGUAUAAUAUUAAAAGUCGUAUAAGUAGGAUGUCAGACGCAAUCAACAACGAUGAAUUAAUGUUAUAUCUUUUGAUGGAAGAAGAAGAUGACGACGAUCUUUUACUUUUGCAUUAUAAAAAAAAAGAAACCGACUAGGUCUCUAUUUAAAAAUAGACAAUUUGAAGGAAGUUAUUCAAUACUCAUUAAAAACCAUCUAAUGGCUAACGAAGACAUAUUCAGAAACAGCAAAAAUACGUGUUGUCACUCUGCGGUCGGCGACACUACUGGUUCUGGUGCAGUCCUGCGGUUUGCGGUGGCGACAGUGCCGCUCUACUCGACAUACAGCUCAUAAGAAACCAUAUGAACCAGUAGGUCUGUCGCUGCGGUCUGCGGUUUGCAGUUUGCGGUCGUGUUCGGAAUCGUACCUUUAUUAUGCUAAUUUCUUAAGAAUGCCCUCAUAUAAAUACUUUUUAUAAUAUUCUCUAGUAUAUAACUUAUAAAUUAUUUCUUUAAGUCAUUUAAGUUCAUUCUAGGUUUCUAAACAAUUUGAUUUCCUUCCUUCAUCCGAUACUUAAUAUUAUCUUAAUGUAUAUAUAUAUAUAUAUAUAUAUAUAUAUAUAUAUAUAUAUAUAUAUACAUUCGUAUUUAUCUUAGUCUAUUUAUUUUAACAAAAGUAGCUGUUACCGAUUUUUGAUUGCGAUUUUGUCUUAGUAUGUAAAUUAUAUACAGAAAAUGCGAAUUUCCACAAUACAAUUUUGCUCCAUAGUUCUAUUAUUUUAUUGUUUAAAAUAUAUAUGAUAUGAAAGCAUUCCAUAUACAAAGCUUCUCUAAAAACAUGUGUCUCCUGUUAUUUUAUUUUGCUCAAGGUAUUUUCUAUUUAUUGCAAUAAUCUCGCUUACUUACAAAGCGACCAUAUUUAACGACUGGUAAUCAUAACAUGUUUUGUAUUUUAUUUUCAGUAAUGAAGUUAAUAU
This is a messenger RNA of Diabrotica balteata, 4409 nucleotides long. Lineage: Eukaryota; Metazoa; Arthropoda; Insecta; Coleoptera; Chrysomelidae. The record is from the annotation of a GenBank genome assembly.